Molecule: messenger RNA, 4169 nt
Organism: Thunnus maccoyii (southern bluefin tuna)
Lineage: Eukaryota; Metazoa; Chordata; Actinopteri; Scombriformes; Scombridae
Product: E3 ubiquitin-protein ligase SH3RF3-like
Exons: 10
Coding region: 118-2661 (847 amino acids)
Molecular function (GO): metal ion binding; protein binding
Source: RefSeq, a predicted model, not a curated record
GGGCGUCCGUUUGGCUGCUUCCCACCGGUUUGCCUCCCAGAAUGAUCUGUGCUCCCGGUUCAUUUCUACGGUACAAGAACCAGUCGCUGCGGCGUCCCCACAGACAGUGAAGCCCAGAUGCUCACCCUCUCCGCCGACAUGGACGAGUCUUCGUCGCUGCUGGAUCUGCUGGAGUGCUCGGUGUGCCUGGAGCGCCUGGACACCACCGCCAAGGUGCUGCCGUGCCAGCACACCUUCUGCCGCCGCUGCCUGGAGAACAUCGUCAGCUCCCGGAACGAGCUCCGCUGUCCGGAGUGUCGCAUCCUGGUGGACUGCGGGGUGGACGACCUCCCGGCUAACAUCCUCCUGGUCCGCCUCCUGGACGGCAUCAAGCAGCGGCCCCAGCGAGGGAACGGAGGAGGAGGAGGCAGCAGCAGGCAGUCCCUGGCCGGGGGCUCGCUGCAGGGGUACGCAGCCGGGAUAUCCGCUUCUCCCCCGGGCAGUGCGAUCAGAGAGCUGCCUGUAGCCACCAGGAGCUCCCCUGUAAAGAAUAUUCCAGCACUGCCUUGUGGUAAAGCCCUGUACUCCUACGAGGGAAAGGAGCCAGGCGAUCUCCAGUUCUCGAAGGGUGACAUCAUCAUCCUGCGACGUAAGGUGGAUGACAACUGGUACCACGGCGAGCUCAACGGUUGCCAUGGUUUCUUGCCUGCUAGUUACAUCCAGCUGCUGCGUCCCCUGAGCCAGACUCCGCCCCAGGGCAAAGCACUGUAUGACUUUGAGGUCAAAAACAAAGACCAGGAUAAAGACUGUCUGGCCUUCAGCAAGGAUGAAGUACUGACAGUAAUCAGGCGAGUGGAUGAGAACUGGGCAGAAGGCAUGCUGGGAGACAAGAUUGGUAUCUUUCCCAUUCUCUAUGUGGAGUUAAAUGAAACAGCAAAACAGUUGAUGGAGAUCGACAAGCCUACAACAACUAACGCACCAGGUCCGAGCUCUGAGCCAGCCCCAUUGGACCCCUGCUCACCUGGCGCCUCCCCCAGUUCCUCCCCGUCCAAUGGAAACGGCUCCGGCCAUCGGAGAGGUGAAGGGAAGAAAAACGCCAAAAAGCGGCAUUCGUUCACAGCACUGUCCGUCAGCCAGAGAGCGGCCCAACUUAACAAUAGACACAGUAUGGAGAUCUCCCACCCAGUCCUCAUCAGCUCCUCUGACCCCAGGGCUGCUGCACGCAUCCAGGAUGCAUCUUCCCCGGGUCCCUCUCCCUCCUCGGCAGGGGUACUGGUGCCUCCAAAAGUGGCAUCCAUAACCUCUGAGCUGCUGGCCCAUGCCAAGGUGCAGCUUCCACUCAACAUAUACCUGGCUCUAUACGCCUACAAGCCCCAGAAGGCUGACGAGCUUGAACUUAGGAAAGGGGAGAUGUAUCGGGUGACAGAGAAGUGUCAAGACGGAUGGUUCAAAGGCACGUCACUGAGAACCGCAGCCUCCGGCGUCUUCCCAGGGAACUACGUCACCCCCGUGUCCAGGGCUCCUUUUGGAGUUGGUGCUUCUCGGGGCUCGUGUCUGUCCAGUCCAGUAAGCGGAGGAGGAGGAGGAGGAGGAAGUGGGUGUAGUCAGUUGGGGAGUAAAAUCUCCGACCCUUCGUCCCCAGGGUCCCCGGGGCCCUCUUCAUCCCGUCCCUCCACCCCACUGGUAAACUCAGCCAACUCUGUUAACACCGUCAGUCCCGCCUCCUCGCCGCAAACUGCCGCCGCCCAGCUGAAGAACUGCCUGCGCUCCAGCCAGCAUACAGUUAACCAGGCACGCACCUCAAUGCAGCUGGUCCACAGUCCCCCAGCUGGAAGCCCAGAGCGCCCAAUGGUGGCCCUAUCUCCCCUGCGUCCUCAGAGCUCCUCCCCAUCACGUUGCCCAGGCCAAUCAGGACGCCCUCUCUCCAUGGUCUCUCCGGGACCCAGCUUAGGGCCCUCACCCCUCUCUUCCCCGGCCUCGCGGCCCCUCCUCCCCCUCUCGUCUCCUCUCUCCUGCCUCACACCUCCCAACGUGUCAGCAGCGCUCCUUAACGGGGAACCAGGAAGUCCCCUGCAGCCGCCGUCACCCGGACCCUCCCACGUCUCCACGCAGGGUGCCCUCGCUCCCAAAGCAGAAAAGAAGGAGAGGAAAGCAGGAGGUUUGUUAAAGCUGUUGUCGGGGGCGGCGGCCAAGAAAAAACCUCGCUCCCCACCUUCCUCCCCACCCACCCAUGAUCCCUCCUUGGCUGGCCAAGGCGCAGUGGCCACUGACCCCGCCCACCACCCUCACCACCAUCACCACCACGCCCGCUCAGGUUCCUGUCCGAUGGCAUCGCAGGGCCGGGCCGGCUCGUGUCCAAUCGAGAGCGAUAUGGCGGGGGCAAUAGGGCUGGAGCCUCUGCACAGGAAGUCCGGUUCCCUGGAUACCAACUUCCCCUUGUCACCCCCGGCAGCACGCACUGGCAACGCUCUGAUGGUCCUCCGGCCUGAACCCAAACCCCUGUCCAGAGAGAGGUAUCGCGUGGUGGUGCCCUACCCACCCCAGAGCGAGGCGGAGAUCGAGUUGCGGGAAGGGGAUGUGGUGUUCGUCCAUAAGAAGAGGGAGGACGGCUGGUACAAAGGCACCCUGCAGAGGACGGGACAGACCGGCCUGUUCCCUGGCAGCUUCGUCGAGAGCUUCUGAACUGAAAAAAAGUGAAGAACGCACACUGUUCCUGUUUCCGAGUCUCAAAAAAAAAAAAAAAAAAAAAAAGGACACACAAGUUACCAAGUUCUUACUUUCACACACAGAAAACACACACACAUGAAGGUUGGGCCGAUAUUGGUUUUCUAACUUGCCUUAAGAAGCUGCUAACCCUAAAAUAUGUAAUUUGUUUGGAUUUCAAUGGAGUUUUAGUGUCACAUGGUGGUCUUUUUAAGAAGCUUUUUUUUAAGAAGCUCAGAAUAAUCUGCCAAGAAACACUGGACUUUUAGAUAUGAAAAUAAUCAAAUUAAAAGAUGUUGAAUACUUGCACAAAACAACAUUAACGGUAACAGUCUUCAGAAACCCAUAUCAGUCCAACUAACUCACACACAUUUAUAGGAAAGCUAGCCCUGGCUUCAAUUAGCCAGUCAAGAAGCUGGCCGGCUUUUCAGUCCUUUUGCCCCGGGACAGCAUUGGGUUCAUCAGACUCAUGUUGACUACUGAAGGCACACAGACUCAAAGAGCACAGCAACAAAAAGCCCUGCCUCUCCCAGUUCUCCUCCUUGACAUCAUCCACCAGCAAACACGAGCACGAGACCUCAGAGCUUGACUUCCUUGUGCUUUCUUUGUUUGAAAAAGUGAAAAAAUUGAACACCAGGUGAUGAGGGAAGUGUGCGAGCCUACACACUCCAGGAUCAUCGUAAGCACAUCUCCGUGUCUAGUUUGUGACAACAAACAAACUGUUUCUUUUCAACUCGAUAUAUGUUGAUAACAAUACAUGUAGCAUUAUUAUGUUUUAUUAUAUGUUGAAAUUGAUAUUAGUGUUGUCUCAAACUAGUCAUGCUGUGAUCUGUCACUGGACUUUUAAUUUAAAAAAACAAAUGGUGCAAAAAGUAACAUUUCAAUUAGGUAAUUAAUUUUUCUAUUUAUAUAUCUUACAUACAUUUAUACAGCCACUUUUUAUUUAAAAAUUGCCCCAUGUACACCCCCGCAUCUGGGCUGAACUGAAUAAACUGGCUUACUGAAUGUAGAAAGAAAUAGGAAGUUACGCCAAAACUCUUUAAAGAAUUAUAAAGUUGUUUUUUGAUCUUCUGUGUGGGAAUAAUAUAGAGACAAAGAAAUGCACUUGGUAAAUAUUUGAUACAUCCUGCCAAUAUAUCUGCAUAUACAGUAUUUUACACACUAUUUAUUUGACAGAUGGGGUUUCCAUUGCUACUUGUCACAUCGCUCUAAUUUACAGGCUAACAUAUUUUGCUUUAAACCGGCAAAAACCUCUUUUACUACAACAUUUUAAUGAAGUCUUUUUAGUUUAAAAUGUGAAAAUCUUAAAACAAACCUACGGUAAAUAUAGACUUACUAAUGCGGUCGGUCUUUUUGGGAAACACAGUACAUUCUGUCACAAAGAUUGCUAACAGUGAUCAACCUUUUCUUUGAGAUAUUGCUCAGAGUUUUCAUCCGACAGCAGCAAUAUUGUGAUACCAAACGACACUCGUGGAGGAAUGUACGAG